AUGCUCUACUUCGUCAACUCCAUCACUAUCCGCUCUCUGCGUAGAUCCGUUCGCCCGAAUCUUCUUACGAAGCCAUUAUGCCUUCCGAGUCAGCGAUCCAUGAGCAACUCGCGCUUCGAUCUCAGAGACACGAUGCAUUUCCCCGUCCUCAAGGGCCUCGCAAUGGACAACGCCCCAGAGCACAAAAUCUCUCAAUACUAUCGUCCCACAAAACACUGGUGCCUCCUCACCGAAAUAGUGGAAGAGAUACGAUCCACCCAUCCCAUGUACACCGUCAGGGACAAGAACGGGCUUAGAUUCCUCGUUGCUUUCCAUCACACUCCAGACAACGAAGCCCACAUCACUUACCCACUUGGGGACCUUCCCCACAUCGGGCUCCCCAAAAGACUGGCCGAAAAUGGUGAGCCAGGGAAGGUGAUGGCGUUCAUGUACGCCGUGAACCAUAAGUUCAGCGAUGGUCUGCAUCAAGGCAUUCGCGUUGAAAACCUAGAGCACGUGCAGACCUUUCCGUGCAACUUGAGAACGUUGCUUCGCAUCGGGGAUGAGGUCAAUAAACCUCAGCUGAAAGCCUGUCACAGUUGCCAGAAGAAAGCUCAGUUGAGCUGCCCACAUUGCUCCGUCCUCAAGUACUGCGGCAAGACGAUGGAAGACCCAGCCAGGGACAUCUACACCGUCGUGUACCAGCUCACCGCGACAGACUCGCCCGACGUCCAGAAGGCCGCCGUGGAGAAGUACAUGACGCCGGACGUCUCCUUUCGGCACCCGCUCUGCGAGGUCAAGUCGAGCGCGAGCUCGCGGGAUGAGCUGUUGGGUAUCUAUGUGUGGUAUCGCGUGUUGUCGCCCAAGAUCGACAGCCAGGUCAACAGCGUCGUAUUCGACAAAGACAAAGGUCUCCUCUACGUCGAAGUCGUCCAGUGGUUCAAGUUAGUCUUCCUACCCAUCACACCCGCACCUGCCCGACUGCUCAUCCGCCUAAAUCUGCGGAAAGUCGACGGGUUGUUCUACAUCGCCGAACAAGAGGACUUUUACCACACAGACGACUUCACCGCACUCCUCGUCCCCCCAAUCGUCCCAUUCGUCAAAUACUUCCUCGCGGGCGCGACGACCGCAUCCAACUUCUUCGCCCGAACGGCCAACUUCUUCGGGUACUGGCGUCCAACUGCAACCGUCAGCGAGGCAGAGUCUACCCCGAGCGAGGCGGGGUUGUAUAACAAGGACGACUGA
Molecule: messenger RNA, 1224 nt
Organism: Cyclocybe aegerita
Lineage: Eukaryota; Fungi; Basidiomycota; Agaricomycetes; Agaricales; Hemipholiotaceae
Source: the annotation of a GenBank genome assembly